Molecule: messenger RNA, 2481 nt
Organism: Triticum turgidum subsp. durum (durum wheat)
Lineage: Eukaryota; Viridiplantae; Streptophyta; Magnoliopsida; Poales; Poaceae
Source: the annotation of a GenBank genome assembly
AUGCCGCCCGCGGCCAUGCCGCCGCCGCCCCCGCCCCCGCAGGGCGCCUCCACAGGGGAUCCGCUGUACGACGAGCUCUGGCACGCCUGCGCCGGCCCGCUCGUCACCGUGCCGCGCGUCGGGGACAUGGUCUACUACUUCCCGCAGGGCCACAUCGAGCAGGUGGAGGCCUCCAUGAACCAGGUCGCCGCCAACCAGAUGCGCCUCUACGAUCUGCCCUCUAAGCUGCUCUGCCGCGUCCUCAACGUCGAGCUCAAGGCGGAGGCGGACACGGACGAGGUCUACGCGCAGGUCAUGCUCAUGCCGGAGCCGGAACAAAGUGAUGCGACGACGACGGAGAAGUCGAGCCCUGCAACAGGAGGCACCACGCCUGCCAGGCUGGCGGUGAGGUCCUUCUGCAAGACCCUGACCGCGUCCGACACCAGCACACAUGGCGGCUUCUCGGUGCUGCGCCGCCACGCUGACGAGUGCCUCCCUCCCCUGGAUAUGACGCAGUCUCCUCCCACACAAGAGCUUGUGGCAAAGGAUCUUCAUGGCAUGGAGUGGCGCUUCCGCCACAUUUUCCGCGGGCAACCUAGGAGGCAUCUCCUUCAGAGCGGCUGGAGCGUCUUUGUCAGUUCCAAAAGGCUUGUCGCUGGGGACGCCUUCAUUUUCCUCAGAGGAGAGAGCGGUGAGCUUCGUGUUGGUGUUAGGCGGGCUAUGAGACAGCUCUCCAAUAUAGCUUCUUCAGUCAUAUCUAGUCACAGCAUGCACCUUGGAGUCCUUGCAACUGCAUGGCACGCUAUCAACACAAAAACCAUGUUCACUGUCUACUACAAGCCUAGGACAAGCCGUUCAGAGUUCAUUAUACCAUACGAUAAAUAUAUGGACUCUGUUAAAAACAUUUAUUCUAUUGGGACGAGGUUCAAGAUGAGGUUUGAAGGGGAAGAGGCACCAGAGCAGAGGUUUACUGGCACCAUAGUGGGCAGUGAUAAUCUUGACCAAUUGUGGCCAGAAUCAAGCUGGAGAUCCCUUAAGGUGCGUUGGGAUGAGUCGUCAACUAUUCCACGCCCGGAUAGAGUCUCUCCUUGGGAAAUAGAGCCUGCUUCAUCACCUCCUGUUAACCCGCUUCCUCUUUCUCGUGCCAAAAGAUCUAGACCAAAUGUUCCUCCAGCUUCUCCUGAAUCGUCUCUUCGUACAAAAGAAGGUGCAACUAAGGCUGAUAUGGAUUGUGCUCAAGCACAGCGAAAUCAAAAUAACACUGUUUUGCCAGGUCAAGAACAGAGGAGCAAUAAGCUAACCGACAUUAAUGACUUUGAUGCCACUGUUCAGAAGCCUAUGAUGUGGUCACCACCACCACCCAACAUUGGAAAAACCAACCCACUAACGUUUCAGCAGAGGCCCUCCGUGCAUAAUUCGAUUCAGUUGGGAAGGCGUGAAACUGACUUCAAGGAUGCCAGUUCUGGUGCUCAACCUUUUGGUGAUUCCCUAGGCUUCUUCAUGCAGACAACCUUUGAUGAGGCUCCAAAUCGUCUUGGUUCAUUCAAGAACCAGUUUCAGGAUCACAGUUAUGCUCGUCAGUUCGCAGACCCAUACUUAUUUAUGCAUCAGCAACCUUCCUUGACUGUUGAAUCAAGUAGAAAGAUGCACACAGAGAACAAUGAUUUACAUUUCUGGAAUGGGCCGAGCACCGUGUACGGCAAUUCAAUAGACCAAGCACAAGAUUUCAGGUUUAAAGAACACCCAUCAAAUUGGUUAAGCCCGCAGUUCUCCCGGGCAGAACAGCCACGAGUGAUCAGGCCUCACGCAUCAAUAGCUCCUAUUGAGCUGGAGAAAACAACAGAAGGCAGUGAUUUCAAGAUCUUUGGGUUUAAAGUUGAUACUGCCAGUGCUGGUUUUAACCAUUUGAACUCCCCAAUGGCUGGAACGCACGAGCCUGUGCUACAAACUCAACCAUCUGUAUCAUUAGAUCAUUUGCAAACUGAUUGUUCUCCUGAGGUGUCUUUAAGCAUUGCUGGGACGACUGAGAAUGAGAAAAACAUGCAGCAAUGUCCGCAGAGUUCAAAAGACGUCCAAAGCAAGUCCCAUGGUGCUUCCACAAGGAGUUGCACAAAGGUUCAUAAGCAAGGUGUUGCACUUGGUAGAUCAGUGGAUCUGUCAAAGUUCGUUGACUAUGAUGAACUCACAGCUGAGCUAGACAAGAUGUUUGAAUUUGAUGGCGAACUGAUGUCCUCAAACAAAAAUUGGCAGAUUGUCUAUACUGACAAUGAGGGUGACAUGAUGCUGGUGGGAGACGAUCCAUGGGAGGAGUUCUGCAGCAUAGUGCGCAAGAUAUGCAUUUACACCAAGGAGGAGGUCCAGAAGAUGAACUCGAAACCAUCUGGCCCAAGAAAGGAGGAAGGUUCAGUGGAUGGUGACGGCGCAACCGAGAAGGCCCAUCUUCCCGAAUCAAGCGAUUUAAAUUCUAGCCAACUAGAUGUUGGUCUCUGCAGGUUGUGUUAA